AUGGAUUUCCUUCAUGCCAAUACCAACGCUAAACUGAUUAACCUUGCGACCAAUGCAGGUUCUAUUUCGCUGUUCUUACUGAAAGGAAAAAUCAUCUGGGCCAUUGCACUUCCCAUGGCGCAUCAUCGUACCCCGCUCAUGGUUUUCCGGAAACGGAUGCACAUGACGCCGGAAUUUUCCUGUAUCAAAAUUAAGCUGCAGCUCAAUAAUGGUUUCCGGAAGCUGAAAGUUAAUAAUAACCCAUAA
Ostertagia ostertagi is the source of this 246-nucleotide messenger RNA. The record is from the annotation of a GenBank genome assembly. NCBI's taxonomy places the organism in Eukaryota, Metazoa, Nematoda, Chromadorea, Rhabditida, Trichostrongylidae.